ACUGUACUGCUGGAAGGGAGUCCACACAGGUUUUUGACUGGCACAAACUUUUCGCCCUGUCAUGUUUUCACUACGGUUCUCCCGUGACAAUAAACCAGGUAUUGGAGUCCCAUAUAGCUAUUUGAGGUGAAUGCAAGGAUUUAUUUGUUUAUCAGGUUGAAGAGGUCGAAUGAUAACAAAAAAUAUAUUUUUUUGUGAUUUGGUUUGGCUACUUCUGCACACAAAAAAAUUACGGUGGCGCUUCAACUCCAAGACGCGCUGUGCCGUUCCUCUUCCAAAGAUCAACAUGAUGUCUGCCAUUGACACGGGUACCACUGUGUACCAACCAGCAAAACUACUGAACUGGCUUUACACGUCGCUACAUGACACGCAACAGACCAAUACCUUCGAUGCGUUCCGAACGGAAUCGGAGAGUUCUCCACGCGACCGGAACAACAAACAGCGGUCCGCUGCUGCUGUCGACCUGAGCACUGCGCUCAACUCCAACUAUCUCAUCAACUUCGUGCAACUUCAGAGGAAUGAGGCCUUAAACAGCAACUUGUAUAAAAGCUCCUCGCUCAACAACAUCAUAGACGGCCUGAGUUCUCUGACAGACCACUUCUCUGACCUCUCCGUCUCCUCUGAGCCACGCAAAUCCAGCAAGCAACCGCCGCCCAACUACCUGUGCCAUCUCUGCUUCAACAAAGGACACUACAUCAAAGACUGCCCUCAGGCUCGGCCUAAAGGGGAAGGCCUGACCCCAUAUCAGGGCAAGAAGAGAUGUUUCGGGGAAUACAAGUGCCCUAAAUGCAAGAGGAAGUGGAUGAGCGGAAACUCCUGGGCCAACAUGGGACAAGAAUGCAUCAAGUGCCACAUCAACGUUUACCCUCAGAAGCAGAGACCUCUGGAGAAACCUGAUGGGUUAGAUGUUUCAGACCAGAGCAAGGAGCACCCACAGCACCUGUGUGAAAAAUGCAAGGUCCUCGGCUACUACUGUCGUCGCGUGCAAUAAAAAACCUGUCGUUAUCUGGUUCAUGGAGUUGCCCUCUAGACACUGAUCUUGGGUCAGUUUAGUAUUUUCUCCACCAAUGGUUAAGGUCAGGUCUGGGGGAGGGGAAGCUGUACCUAGAGUAAACUUCACCCUGGAGCCAAGUUCACUUCCCUGGCCUUGAGUUCACUUAAACCUCCAGUGGUUUAUGAAGAGGCAAAACUCAUCUAAAUGUGUUUAUAUAUAUAUAUAUAUAUUUAAUCUCAGUAAAAAUAGGCCUGAUUGUCCUGUCGUACUCUGUUAUACUGUGAAACAUUUACCUGUUUGUGUUCCCUACAUGUGUGUAAAUUGGGGACAAUUCCAUUUCAACUAAGUCAAUUCAGGAAGUAAACUGAAGUUCCAAUUUCAGUUUACUUCCUGAAUUGAAGUGAAAUUGACCCAAACCCUGGUGUGUUUUCGACAAGCGCAUAGCCUUAACUGUUCAAAGUCAUUUACGCUCCAGUCGACAUCCACACCGUUUACCGUGAAUAAGAACUCUUGAGAAUGUCGGGGAGAGAAAUCGCCUUUUUUUAAAAAGGGUCAUUUUCAGCAGUGCGACACAGUAACACUGGCUGACAACCCACACUUGAUUGGAUCCCGACCCAAGUGAAGUGAAUUAGGUUGGUGUUGGGUCAUAGUAAUAAUAACAAUAAUAUAUAAUAAUAAAAUAAUAUCAACUAGAGAGAGGGAUUCUGAAGACGUAAUUUCCUGUUUAUGUAUUCAUUAGUCUAACAUAUUUCAUUGAGUAAUUUACUAGUUAUGUUUUUACAUUGUGAAAUGUUAUCAGCACGAGGAUUAAAUAUCGUGUAACCUUUUUCAUAAAUCUUCCGAGACUGCUGUGGAUCAAACUAUGGAAUCAGUAGCUUUUUGAAAGCAGGGCAAAUAGUUUACAUUUAAAUCUGAUGCGGUACGCUUAUACAGCACCAGUCAAAUGUUUGGACACACCUACUCAUUCAAGGGUUUUUCUUUAUUUUUUAAAACUAUUGUCUACAUUGUAGAAUAAUAGUGAAGACAUAAAACGAUGAAAUAACACCUAUUG
Molecule: messenger RNA, 2045 nt
Organism: Oncorhynchus mykiss (rainbow trout)
Lineage: Eukaryota; Metazoa; Chordata; Actinopteri; Salmoniformes; Salmonidae
Product: zinc finger CCHC domain-containing protein 24
Molecular function (GO): zinc ion binding; nucleic acid binding
Source: RefSeq, a predicted model, not a curated record